Messenger RNA from Dermacentor andersoni, 3638 nucleotides. The record is from RefSeq and is a predicted model, not a curated record. NCBI's taxonomy places the organism in Eukaryota, Metazoa, Arthropoda, Arachnida, Ixodida, Ixodidae.
AUGUACAGUGAGGCUAACCAGUGCAUAGCUGCGGCCAAAGCAAAAGGAAUGCUCCUAGAACCGGAGGAAUGGAACAGCGAGAGUUGUGCGGUGCCUGUGGCAAUGUUUCGAGCAGACCGGAUGCCUUACACGGGCACGCCAAGGAACAAACGGAUGACACAGCCCACAUUUGCAAAGCAUCUCAAGCAGGAAGUGAUGACCUACGUCGCUGCCAUCCGCCGUGGACGUCCCUCUCCGCGCCGGCACCAGAGUGCUGGAACUCUUGAAUUUCGUCGCCAGUUGCCGCCACCAAGCCAGCCGCCCAUCAGCUCGCUCAACUCCCUGAGGAAGACACACCCGACGCACUUGAGUCGCAAAUCUGCUUUACGACAAUCGACACAUGUGCUCGGCGCUUACGUAUUGCAUGAGUGUGACUUUUGUCGACACAUGUUCCAAACCAUCCCGGACUUUUUGGUGACUGUGGCUCCUGCUGCGUUCCCGAAUAGAGGUGAAAGGCGUUACAAAUGCGAAGCCUGUGGCAAACAGUUCCACUGGGCUUGGGAUCUAGCUAAACAUCAGCGUACUCACACAGACGAGAGACCAUACAAAUGCCAAAUAUGUGAAAAAAUGUUCCGGCAGGCUGGUCAUCUAGAUAACCAUAAGCGCACGCAUACAGAUGAGAAACCCUACCUUUGCAUAACAUGCGGAAAAACGUACAAGUCACCGUCCAAUCUCCGUAAACAUGAGCGCACUCACCCAGAGGAGAACCGCCAUGCAUGCCAAAAAUGUGCUAAAUCAUUUGAAAACAAAUAUAACCUCAAGAGACAUGUAGACACGCAAUGUGGAAACAGCGCUUUCAUUUGCGAAAUCUGUGAUCGAUUCUAUAUGACCAAAUCAACUCUCAUUCGUCACCGCCGAACAAAGCACGCGGAUAAAGCACCAUAUGACUGUACGCAGUGCGGAUGUCGAUUUGCAGACCAAGAAAUACGCGAUAGGCAUGUGUGCCAGAAGGAACGCAGGAUGUGAACGAUGCUGUCUGGUUUUUCGAAAUUGCGCGACAAGACCUCGUCGCCAGAAGUAUUUGUGAUGCUUCGAUGUUGAAAGAUACUGCAGGUCCUGGCCAGCGCUCACUGUCUCAUGAACUAUCUUUUUGGUGAAUGUUGCUUUAUCAAACUGACUUUCAGACAAACCCUAAUUGGCUGCAAGAUAGUGUUUUGUGUAAUUAGAUGCUAAAAUCUCCACAAAAGAUCAGUGACCCCCAUUUGGUUUGAGAAACUUCUUGUGGAGGUCUUUUGACAGUGUACCAGCGAAGAAGAUUUGAUGAACCAUAUUCGUAAUAAUAUUGCAGCGUAAACAGAAUGUAAUAUCUCUUUAGGGAGCAUUUGAGAAAGGAGGUACUGUAUUCUUGUCAACUAAAAAGUAAUUUCUGCCAUUAAUCGAGGUCCAGAGGCAAAAUUGCCUUCGAGAGAAAGCACUUGCAGAUGCUUUUACGACAAUGCUUAGCUACAUCGUACGCGUAUGAAAAGUAUCUGCUUGAGAAAGUUUGUUCAAUGCAUUGACCGUUCUUUGGCGCCUGUAUUCAUACCGCAAAUGUUUUUUCUAUACCAUAAAAUAAGCCGAUGAUGAUAGUCAGACAGUACUAGACUCAGAUCAUUUGAAAAUUCAUUAUAUGACAUGGUCUCCUCCUAGGAAAAUUUUUAGUUGUUUUAUUGUGGCAGGACUUCUGAAGUUUCAUGGAAAUCUUUUUAUCCACUCGGAAGUCGUCUGUUUUGACUCGGACUGCUCUCGUAGCAGCUGUAAAAUCUUUUUAGCCUGAUGGGACAGACGCUUCUGUGCAAAAAUGACAAAUGUUUAACAUGACAAUUAGGUUUUCAUAUAUGUUUCCAUGCUUACUUUUAUAUAUUUUUCCUGUGGACGCAUUUUUCCGGCUAACAAAUGUUACGUUACCGCUCAGCGCAUUACGCGCCUGCGUGCAUCAGAACAUUCUAGAUCUUUGUCACCAAUCAUAUUUUUUUCUUUCUGUGCUUUGGUCGCACCUUUCAUAACCAAACUGCAUGCUCAAUACGAAUUCAAGUGUGCAUUCUUGAAGGCUUGCAAGCACCAACGCUUACGCUACAAUCUUGAACGAAUGAUGCAUGAAUAUCCGACAAACGUUAGGCUCCAAUCACUGAUUCGGCGAUUGAUGUCUACGCUCGUCACUAUCUUCCUGCCCGAAUGUAACUCAUUUUGUGCCUUCCCGUUCCCCGAUAAGAGUUAGUUGCGUGACUGAAGUUUCUUGCUAGUGCAUUGUUCACCGUCACUACAACGUUGCAUCUCGUAGAGGGGCUUGCUGUGACCGGACACACUCGGCAAGCCAUGAAAACAACAUACACAUUGUCAUAGGCUACUGAGCUUGCCACAACAUACAACCGCGCGUGUACGCUCAUGUGGCCGCGAAUGCCAGGAACAUCAUGGCCCAAUCAGCAGUCCCAAUGACAAUCCUUGUGUCGCCAGCAACGAUCACGCUGCAACAGCCAAUGAAGCCACCGUUAUCCACAGAACAUCGUUUAAGAUCCGGAAAGCUGACUGCAAACAGAAGCAUAAAUCGCCACAUAUAACAAAUGAAAGUGCGACUAGCAGCGUCAGGACGAUUUCUCAUUAAAAGACACCACUAGGAUGCGGUUUAAAAUACGAGCCUCCGGCAUAACAGCGUGGGAGCUGUUUUGCAGGGGCUUCCUACAAACAUUCACGAGCGCCUUGAGCAAGAAGCAGGAUAAAACCAUGAUAUAAUCUUGUGUGCAGCUUCCGAAUGAGCACAUCUCGAUGAUCACGGAAGAUAUGAACCGUUUGUUAGGCACGCCCACCCUGAUAUGUCGGAUAAGAAAGCGUGUUUCCUCAUGCGCGGUUUGAGGCAAGAGAUUGACGGCGGACUGAUUCGUAAACCGGCCAAGACCGUCGCGAAACUUCUAACAGAAGCCACAUCGACAAGGCGCUGAAAAUGCGCACUCGGCAACAUAGCCGCCUAGGGCUUUCGCUGAAGUGAAAAAUACGGGCACUAGGCUCCGACAAUCUCCCAAAGCCCAUCGGAGCCGUUUUACGCGAAUGACUGCGUAGGAAGUUCGGUUCGACGCAGCCUCAAUAGCCUUAAUUGCGGACAUUCUCUGAGGACAUAUCCAGAAGUCAUUAUGAGUCCCUGGGUCUUCGCAGCUCAAGCAGUCAGUGAUGACUUAGGUCGCUGUAAUCCGCCGUCGACGUCCGCCUCCGCACAGGCACAAGAGUGCUGGAACUCUUUAAUUCCGUCGCCAGUUGCCGCCACCAAGCCAGCCACCCAUCAGCUCACUCAACUCCCUGAGGAAGACACACGUAUGGUGUGCACCCGGCCACUCCCCGCUCUGCCGUCACAGCGGAAAUACAGGCCACAUCUACUGUCGAUAACCAGACCUUGACAUGGUACAACCAUGCUUCACGUGCUAUAUCUCGUCGUUCAUUGCGAGGCGAGCGACCGCGUUAAAUUCCCAACUACUUGAUUGCAACUCGGGGGAGAGCCCGGCGAUUUUCCCGAUCGUCCUCUCGCUGCAGUGCCCUCAGUAGAAUGGCCCAUUACGUGGCCAGUAUUUUCGUGAACACAUAUUCAGUAGACUACACGAACUAGCAAUGACACGCUGUAAUUUCGACGAACC